Molecule: messenger RNA, 1935 nt
Organism: Zymoseptoria tritici IPO323
Lineage: Eukaryota; Fungi; Ascomycota; Dothideomycetes; Mycosphaerellales; Mycosphaerellaceae
Exons: 4
Coding region: 1-1935 (644 amino acids)
Cellular component (GO): cytoplasm
Molecular function (GO): guanyl-nucleotide exchange factor activity; protein binding
Source: RefSeq, a predicted model, not a curated record
AUGCCAGACUCGCCGAUACUAAACUUGCCGGUGGACCUCCUCGUCCUCAUCUUCCCCUACCUCGACGCCGCCAGCUUCCUCAAUCUCACAUCGACCUGCCAUGCCCUCCACCAACCUGACUUCCUCAACGACAGCCACUUCUGGGCAGCGCGCGUACGAAAGGACUUUCGAGUUCCAAAUCAGCCGGUCGUACAAAACGACCGUCGAAGAUGGCACAAGCUAUACAAAAGGUUGAAGACACAGACGCGGGCGUACACAUGGGGUAACGACGACAAAGGUUGUCUCGGACACUCGUACGAUGGACCGCCUAUGGUACGCACCAGCUUUCCGAUCCAGAUGGAAGGUGUUGAAGGACUCGGUGUGAUCUCCGAUCUACAGUCUGGUGGGUGGAGUACUACACUUUUGACAGCGAAGGGCGAGCUAUAUACAGUCGGAGUGAUGGACGGCUUGCAGUCGAAUCAGAGAAGGCCACCAUAUCAGCAAAAGACGCACACCGAACCGACCGCACUUCGAUACCCAGUUGGCAUGCCGCAGCCUAAAGACCGAUACGAUCCUGCCACUGCCGUGAAGCAAUUCUCCUCUGGUAGAGCACACGUUCUCGCUUCCAGUGACAGUGGAAGGAUAUGGAGCUGGCAGAACUUGGAACACCCCGGUGUGAAUGUCAAGUUCAUACAUCACGAAAUCAACGAAAAUGGAAGAGACAGUGGGCGCGGCGUGGUCAAGAAGGUCGUGGCUGGGUGGAACAAAAGCGCGGCGUUGAUCGAAGGCACUGGAAUCGUGGUAUGGGAACCACUUUACCUCAAUCCAAACGAGUGUGAUGUUGCAGAUGCGGCUCUGGUGCUGGAGACAGCGGUCGUACCCAAGACACAGCAUGUGGACAACAGAAGCAGGCAGUCAGGGAGUGGUCGAACACAAAACGAUGACGACGACGGCAUCGGCGAAGUUCGGAAUUUCAUCAUGCUGGAAGCAUGCAUCCUUUUCAACACAUCGACUGGCAAGGUCUUCGCCGCUCAAAUCAUCUGGGACGACCGCUCACAAACGAUCAACGAGCCGGUUGAGCUUGAGAUUCAGCUUCCGUCCAAGAGUCCAGAUCUUGAAGCGAACUUCGUCACGGAUGUCCAAGGCUCCUUCCAAAACUUCGCCAUCUUCACCAAAUCUGGCGCAGUCCUGACCAGUACACAAGACGCUCUGAUGCCUCUCCUACAACAAACAUCACAAGACCAGCGAAUAUUCAAGCGUAUACCAGCACUUCAGAACAAGCAAGUCAUAUCCCUGGCAUUCGGCGACUACCACUUCCACGCUCUACACGCAGCCGGACACAUCACAUCCUACGGCAAAGAACCUCAAUCCUGCGGCGCUCUCGGUCUCGGAGGAAGCGGAGCUCCAGAAAGCCGGCUACGUGGACUGCGGACCGAAGGUACUGCAUGGGCAAUGGGUGGUGACGGCGUGAUGGUUCCACACGCCUACACCGAAGGUCGACGGGUGUGGUUCGAGAAGGAGAAGCGAGACUGGCUGGCUUUCAUGACUUCUGGCGGCGUCGACCAGCAAGAGGCUGCCGAGAGGAUCCGCAUGACGCUUGGAAGUCCUGGCGUUGCCGCGCAAGGAGAAGUCAGCGAGUGGAUCGAACAAGAAGGUCGUGAUUGGGAAACGAAAUUCGGCGUACGGCAGAGUGAUGACGACGACGGCUUGGGAGCGUAUUUCGCCCUCAGCAUCUCCGCUGCUGGGUGGCAUAGUGGUGCUCUGGUGCUGGUGAACCAGGAUAUGGUCGAUCGACUAAAGACAGCAACCUGGGUAUCAUUAUAUCAUUUUCCACGAUUGAGAUUGAGUGAUGGCACGGAGAUGCCGGGACAGGUGGAGUUUGAUGAGUGGAGGUUUGGGAGGCCAAAUUGGGAAUUGGAGUGGGACGGGAUUGAGGAUGAUGAGGGAGAGCAGUGA